UUCAUAAUGUAUCGUUGAGGUGUAUUCAAUUGCAAUAAAAAUGAUUAGUUUCUAAAUAGGAAUAAAAAUGAAAUCUGAAAACUUCCAAGCUCAUUUUCUCAGCUUGAUCAAAAUGUUACAUACGCCGAUUUGAAAAAGUUCCCGAGAUUUAAUUGAUCAACGGUAGCCUGCUAGUAACAAGUUAUUGUUAUUUCCAUUACUCAUAUAAUCGUUUUAUCAACAAUGGCACGCAACGCAGAAAAGGCUAUGACCACAUUGGCACGAUGGAGAGCUGCCAAGGAAGCUGAAACUGGUAAAAAUGAGCGACGUCCUUAUUUGGCCUCGGAGUGCAAGGAUUUGCCAAAGUGUGAGAAAUGGCGUUUGGAGAUCAUACGAGAGAUAUCCAAAAAGGUGGCUCAAAUUCAGAAUGCGGGUUUGGGUGAGUUCCGUAUUCGAGAUCUGAAUGAUGAAAUCAACAAGCUGCUGCGAGAGAAACGCCACUGGGAGAAUCAGAUCUCGGACCUGGGAGGACCACAUUACCGUCGGUAUGGGCCGAAGAUGUUCGACGCCGAGGGCAGAGAAGUGCCCGGUAACCGAGGAUAUAAGUACUUCGGAGCGGCAAAAGAUUUACCGGGGGUGCGUGAGUUGUUCGAGCAAGAACCUCCACCGCCACCGAAGAAGACCCGGGCCGAACUGAUGAAGGACAUCGAUGCGGACUACUACGGCUACCGGGAUGACGAUGAUGGGAUUUUGCUUCCGCUGGAGGAGAAAGCGGAAAAGGUCGCCAUCCAGAAAGCCGUAGAGGAAUGGAAACAGAAUCGAGCCACCGGGGAGUCCAAAGAGGUGGAACCGGAGGAGGACAUCUAUGGGUCGGAUGCGCGAAUUAGUGGGGACGCGGACGAGAAGCAGGCGCAUCAGCAGAAGGACGAUCCGAUGGGGCUGUUGGGGCCACGAUUUACGGCGCACGUUCCCGUGCCCAGUCAGAAGGAUAUUGAGGCGGCAUUGUUGAGGAAGCGAAAAUUGGAACUGAUGAAGAAGUACGGCAUAGAGGAUGAUGAGGAUAUGUGAGGGUAAGUUUAUUCUAGGUUUGUUUUAUAUUAAAAUUAUUAAGACAAAA
Molecule: messenger RNA, 1096 nt
Organism: Armigeres subalbatus
Lineage: Eukaryota; Metazoa; Arthropoda; Insecta; Diptera; Culicidae
Product: pre-mRNA-splicing factor ISY1 homolog
Exons: 4
Coding region: 223-1047 (274 amino acids)
Biological process (GO): generation of catalytic spliceosome for second transesterification step; mRNA 3'-splice site recognition
Cellular component (GO): Prp19 complex; catalytic step 2 spliceosome; post-mRNA release spliceosomal complex
Source: RefSeq, a predicted model, not a curated record